AUGAUUAGCCACGGCUUCAGCGAGGUCAGUUUGAAUUUGGAUUUCGAUAAAGUUGCAAGCUUGGUAAAAAUGAAAAAGUUAUGGAUUUUAGCACUCUUCAUAGUGCUAACUGUGGCACAGGGUGAUAAUCCAUGCAUAGGAAACGUAGGAGUUCGCAGAUUGCCCGAUCCCACCGAUUGUACACGAUUCUAUCUAUGCAUCGAAGAAAAUGCGUUUCUCACGCAAUGCGGAGUGAACUUGAUUUUUGACGUCAUCACAGAAAACUGCAAUGAAGAGCACGUCUCCGUGUGCAUUAAGGAUAUUGUAACCCCUCCAACGCCUUCAGUACCUGGUGAUACUACAGUGACACCUCCGGGGGAAGAAACCACCGCAGUCCCAGAAGCGCCUACUCCAGAAGACGAAACCCCGGGUGUUCCAGAAGCGCCCACUCCAGGAGAACCAACAACCAUUAUUCCUGAAGCGCCCACUCCAACACCUGCUCCGAUAACCACUCCUUCUCCUGCUCCUCCAAUAACCACUCCUGCUCCUACACCUGCUCCACCAAUAACCACUCCCGCACCAGCUCCAGUUACCACUCCUCCUACUCCUGCACCAGCACCAGUAACAACUCCAGCCCCUGGUCCGAUCCCACACUGUCCCCCGGAUCAGCUAUUUUAUGCACCCCACCCGGAUUGCACCAGAUUCUUCCGUUGCGUCUUCGGAACCCUGCACGUGCUCGACUGUCCACCGAACCUGUACUGGAACCAGGAGCGAGAAUUCUGUGAUCACCCGUUCAACGUUCAGUGUCCAUCAUCCGCUGUUCAAGCAUCAAACAACCCAUGUGAAGGAGUCCUCGGAUAUGCACAAGUUCCCGAUCCGAACGACUGCCAAUGGUACUUCCAGUGUAUCAACCAUUUCGGAUUCCCUGCGCAGUGCUCUACUGGGUUGAUUUUUGAUAUUCUCACCAGCAACUGUAAUCGGCCGGAAGUAUCAGUAUGCAUUCUAGAUGUUUCGACACCACCAACACCGACCGGUCCUUCCAAUGCAACUUCAACGACCUCAAGUACUACGCCGAAGACUUCCACAACUAGGAAAACUACCACAACUACGAGAACAUCCACAUUGAGGACGACGACAACCACUAGAACUUCUACACCGAGAACGACCACACCAAUCACAACUUCAGUACCGGAAAUAACAACAACCACAGAAACAUCUUCACCGGAAUCAACUUUAACGGAGGAAAUUACUACACCAGAAGCGACUACAAUUACGACAACCACAACGAUUGAUCCAGCGCCGAUUUGUCUUCCGGAUCAACUGUUUUACGCUCCCCAUCCGGACUGCAAUCGCUUUUUCCGCUGUAUUUUUGGUUACCUAUUUGUGUUGGAAUGUCCUCCAAAUCAGUACUGGAACCAGGAAAAGGAACAAUGCGAUCGUCAAGAGAACGUGCAGUGCCAGCGAAUAAACUGA
Molecule: messenger RNA, 1452 nt
Organism: Sabethes cyaneus
Lineage: Eukaryota; Metazoa; Arthropoda; Insecta; Diptera; Culicidae
Product: mucin-2-like
Exons: 3
Coding region: 1-1452 (483 amino acids)
Cellular component (GO): extracellular region
Molecular function (GO): chitin binding
Source: RefSeq, a predicted model, not a curated record